Bactrocera dorsalis (oriental fruit fly) is the source of this 1470-nucleotide messenger RNA. Its product is annotated as putative nuclease HARBI1. The coding region runs from base 155 to 1282 and encodes 375 amino acids. The transcript is spliced from 3 exons. The record is from RefSeq and is a predicted model, not a curated record. Lineage: Eukaryota; Metazoa; Arthropoda; Insecta; Diptera; Tephritidae.
UAUUGAUCAAAUGCUUUUAGAAUAGUACGAAUUGUACUCUUUAUAUAAUUUAUAUAAACAGUAUAAAAACAAAAAACGAACGAGAAGGUACAAAAUUCGCCCAAUCAAUCAAAACUGGGGCGUUAGCGGUUACCAGAUAAAAACUUUUCUGGUAAUGAAAAACAGGGAACCAGAACAACUUUUUUUGCAUACAAGGAUGCCGCCGGACGUUUAUAAUUUGCUUCUGAAUUUGAUAUCGAAAUCCUUGAAGAAGCCAAGGCAGCGGAUUGGACCCGAAGAAAGGCUCUCGUUGGUAUUACUCUAUUUGUCACAAGGCGUGUCGGUGCAGAGCAUUGCAUGGAGCUAUAAGUUGGGAAAGUCAACAGUACGCGAAAUCAUAUUAGAGACGUGUGAAGUAAUCUGGCAGCUACUUUCCCCAAUUUAUGUAAGCAAGCCAACAGAGUCUCAAUACAAGGACAUUGCAAAAGAUUUUUAUAAUAUGUGGAACAUUCCGAAUUGUGUCGGUGCAAUUGAUGGUAAGCACGUUGCAAUUAAGUGCCCGACCAAUUCCAAUUCGAUGUUUUACAAUUAUAAAAAAUUCUUUAGCAUCGUUUUGAUGGCUGUAUGUGAUGCGAAAUAUACGUUCACAGCAGUUAGUAUUGGCAGCUAUGGAAGUCAAAGUGACGGAGGAAUCUUUCGACUUACUCCAUUUGGCCAUGCAUUAAUACAAAACACUCUGCCUUUGCCACCACCUGUGCCACUGUCUGACGUGUCACCGGAACCUUUUCCUUACUUUUUUGUUGGAGAUGCCGCAUUCCCAUUACGAAAUAAUUUAAUGCGCCCAUUUCCUGGAGCUAAUCUAACACACACGAAACGUAUUUUCAAUUAUCGAUUGUCACGCGCUCGUAGAGUCAUAGAAAAUUCCUUUGGUAUAUUGACUGCUCGGUGGAGAAUUUUGAGAACAACGAUUGAAUGUAAUCCAGAAAAUUGUGAAAAAAUUGUGUUGGCUUGCAUAGCCUUACACAAUUUCAUAAUGUUGAAUGAUCACAAUCGCUGGUAUUGUCUGGAGAACUAUGUAGAUCGAGUUGAAGGACAUAACGUUGUUCAUGCCGGUGAGUGGCGCCGCGAAAAUGAAAACAAUUCUUUACGACCAAUGCGAACUUCAGUGCGUAGAGGUCCUUCAAGUGCGUUUAAUUUACGCGAAAGACUUGCUAACUAUUUUAUAAAUGAAGGAUCUGUACCAUUCCAGAACAAUAUAGACUCUAUCACAGGAGGACCAUAUGCUCCUGGAGAACCUUAUUAAAAAUAAUCACCUUUUUUUAAAUUUAUGAGAUUAUUUAUUUCAUUUCAUUAAUUUUUUUAAUUAAUAACAAUUCAUUUCAUUUUUUUCAUUUUUUCAUUAAUAACAAUGUUUAAACUUAUUUACUAAUGGACUAAUGGAUAACGAAAAUAAACACAUAAAUAAAUAUAAAAUUAUAAUUUAAAAAUAAA